GAUCCCGACGAGCCGAAGUAUUGUUACUGUAACCGUGGGAGCUAUGGAGAGAUGGUGGCUUGUGACAAUGAUGUGUGUCCGCGGGAGUGGUUCCAUCUGGCGUGUACAGAACUCAGGGAGGCGCCGAGUGAAGAAGACAAGUGGUAUUGCAGAGAUUGU
Molecule: messenger RNA, 159 nt
Organism: Zymoseptoria tritici IPO323
Lineage: Eukaryota; Fungi; Ascomycota; Dothideomycetes; Mycosphaerellales; Mycosphaerellaceae
Exons: 1
Biological process (GO): regulation of DNA-templated transcription
Cellular component (GO): nucleus; Rpd3L-Expanded complex; Rpd3L complex
Source: RefSeq, a predicted model, not a curated record